Molecule: messenger RNA, 1104 nt
Organism: Sclerotinia trifoliorum
Lineage: Eukaryota; Fungi; Ascomycota; Leotiomycetes; Helotiales; Sclerotiniaceae
Source: the annotation of a GenBank genome assembly
UCCAUCACUUCCAGCCAUAAACUCUUUCACUCGGGAACAGGCUUCACAGAUUUCACAUGACAAAGAACCGUAGGAGUCGCCUCACCACCAAAAGUCUAAGUGCAAAGUAUAAAGUAACAUCCAAGUUAACAUUCAAUUCAACACCCAAUACCCAACAUCCAACACUGCUCUACAUCAAUACCUCUUCAAAAUGUCGGCUUCACUUGCACCUGAAUGUAAUGAAGUCAAGGAGUAUGUACAUGGCUUCUAUCUUUGAUUCUGUUCUAUUAUAUUCUAUUUGUUAGGUUUAGAGAUGCUAAACAUUUCUUAAAGACGAUAUGAUUCGUGCUUCUUGAAGUGGUACAGCGAAAGUACGUACAUUCGGCAUUUGAAACACAUAUAUAGACUAAACAUCUGUAGAAUACCUUCGAGGUAAAGGUACGACAGAUGAAUGCGAAGCUUUAUUCAAAGAUUACAGGAAAUGCUUAACGGUAAGCUUGGAAAAAUCUUUCAGUAGUUCUGAACGAUUUCCAUUCUAACUGAUGUAGGGUGCUUUGAAAGAGCGUGGUAUCGAUAAAAUGCUCGAAGAGGCACGGGAAGAUCAUAAGGAAAAUGAUGCUGUAAAUUUGAGGCGACCUUGUGAGUUGUCCAUGUUCUCUUCAAAUAUAAUAACUAAUGGUGAACUAGGAUAAAGGAUAUGCAUGAUACCAUAUUGUACAAAUACCACUACAUACCUAUGCAUGGGAAAGGAGUCAGGUUGGUCUUGCAGGUUAACGUUCUACUCUUAUUGGAAGGGAAGGUUGGAAGUAUCUCAAAUUGCAUGACAAUGGAGAGAACGGGAACAUUCAUAUCCAUUGGCAAAAUAUACUAACAACACAUCAUCAAUCAACAAUACUUGCCUUUGUACAUGGUCUACCAGCCAAUAUACACAUGACUUUGAUAGCUACCGAUUUUUGAAUGGAAGAUUUAUUUCGGGGAACAUUUUUAAUGAUUCCAGUCCUGGAUCUAGUCUCUCCGAGUAAGUCGCUAUAUCAUCAUCCCCUUGAUCUUAAUAUUAAUUAUAUCGAUGACAAGAUCGAUGGCCCAAACACCAUCAUCUUCAUCUCAAGCUACACCCUAAACAUA